UCUUUUCUAUUUUUAGGUGUCUACGUUUAUAGUUGCAACAUAAUGGCUGUCUCUAUAAAAGAAUGCCUUGAGCUUCAGCUGUUGGAGAUGGAAAUGCUUUUUUCAAUGUUUCCUAAUAAAGGAGAAAUAAACCUUCGGGACCAAAAUGCUCUUACCUGCAUACAGCUCUAUUUGAAGAACACAAAGGAAGAGCUACCACCUCAAAUUGACUGUUCCAUUUCUGUUAACAUAGAUGAGCCAAAGGUAAAAGUAGAUUUGCAGGUAACCUUGCCUCACACGUACCCUUAUUCUGCACCACAGCUGUUUGUAAGAUCAAAUGCACUAGACAGAGAGCAACAACUACAGCUUAACAAGCAUCUCACUUCUCAUCUCAGUUCUUUGAAUACGGGAGAAUUGUGCAUAUGUACAGCUCUGCAGUGGAUUCAAGACAAUACCACACCUUACUUCCAAAAAAGAAAGGUCUCUUCUGAAGCAGCUCCAAAAGAAAAGGCAGUUAAAAGAAUAUUUCAUCGAAUGUGGAUCUAUAGCCAUCAUAUAUAUAGGCAGGAACUGAGAAAGAAGAUUUUUGAUUGUGCAAAGCAGUUAAAUCUGACUGGUUUCUGCCUGACAGGAAAACCUGGUAUCAUCUGUGUGGAGGGGAUAAAAGAAAACUGUGAGGAGUUCUGGCAUGUUAUUAGAUAUCCCAACUGGAAACACAUUUCAUGCAAGCAUGUCGAGAACAUAGAAACUCAGGGUAAUGGGGAUAACCUUCGACUCUUCACUACUUUUGAAGAUUUACAGUUUCAAGCACACGGUGAUUAUGGACUGAGGAAUGACUAUCACAUGGAUCUUGGUCAAUUCCUAGAAUUCUUGAAACAGCAUCAAAGUGAACAUGUUUUUCAGAUACUAUUUGGUGUUGAAGGCAAACAGUCAGACAACUAAAUCUAGUUCCAUGAACAGUUUUAAAGUUGUGCAACUUAAUAUAAAUAAUAAUUGUUAAAGUCUUCCAUAGAUAUGCUGUAAUAAAAAAAUCAAUAUAGUGUUUUGCAACCAUUAACAAUAAAGGACCUGUGUAACAUAGGAAAAGCACAGCGUAUUUUUCCAUCUGUUCUAAACAUCUCGUAACACUUCUGAAGUGCACAAGCUAGUGUACUUAAUGCUAUAUGUCAGCAUUUCCCAACCUUUUCCAUCCCAUGGCACACUUACAUGAAUAAAACACGUUGCAGCACACUGGAUGCAGAGCAU
This is a messenger RNA of Gavialis gangeticus (Gharial), 1224 nucleotides long. It is a transcript of the gene RWDD2A, whose product is annotated as RWD domain containing 2A. Lineage: Eukaryota; Metazoa; Chordata; Crocodylia; Gavialidae. Gene Ontology annotation, molecular function: protein binding. The coding region runs from base 43 to 921 and encodes 292 amino acids. The transcript is spliced from 2 exons. The record is from RefSeq and is a predicted model, not a curated record.